Messenger RNA from Toxorhynchites rutilus septentrionalis, 1563 nucleotides. RefSeq lists its product as uncharacterized. The record is from RefSeq and is a predicted model, not a curated record. Gene Ontology annotation, cellular component: nucleus. Gene Ontology annotation, molecular function: DNA binding. NCBI's taxonomy places the organism in Eukaryota, Metazoa, Arthropoda, Insecta, Diptera, Culicidae. The coding region runs from base 1 to 1563 and encodes 520 amino acids. The transcript has 3 exons.
AUGGCAGCAGCAAAACAUGCUGUUGGAUGUGGAAUGUCCGUAAAUGCAGCAUCCAUCAAGUACCAGAUCCCACGAAUAACGCUCGCCAGGUGGAUAGUGUCACCACAGAAGAAAAAAGGCCUGGGAUCGAAAAAGUCGGUUUUCUCAGCCGAACAAGAGACGGAGCUGGUUCAACACUUGCUGGAUUUGGAGGCCCGAUUCUAUGGGAUCACUAUGAAGGACGUACAAAAACUGGCGUAUGAGUUAGCUGAGAGGAACGGUAUUCCCCAUCCAUUCAACCACAAGCUGAAGAUGGCCGGUAGGAACUGGCUUGAUGGUUUCCUUCGACGGAAUCAAACCCUCUCCUUCCGGAAGCCGGAAGCCACAUCUGCAGAUCGUGCACGGGGCUUUAACAAGGUUUCCGUGGGACCAUUUUUCGACCUUCUUCGGAGCACGCUGGACAGCCAUCAGUUUCCGCCGGCGCGUAUAUUUAACGCUGAUGAAACCGGAAUAAGCACCGUUCCUUCGAAAAAGCUAAAAAUUGCUGCUAAAAAGGGAAAGAAGCAACAUGUGCCACCGUACAUGAUUUUUCCCCGUGUGCGCAUGCACGAUGCGCUUAAGAGAGGAGCACCGAAUGGGACAAAGUUCAAUUGUAACCCUUCCGGUUAUAUGACCAGUGAAGUCUUCCUCGAUUGGUUCGACCAUUUCCUGGAGAACGUGAAUCCCACCAAGGAAAACCCUGCACUCCUAAUCAUUGAUGGAAACAGCUCCCAUACGAAAAAUCUGGCAUUUGCCGAAAGAGCUCGUGCAAAUUUUGUCACUGUUCUUGUAUUGCCACCACAUUGUAGUAACAAAAUUCAGCCCUUGGACGUGGCGUUCAUGGGGCCUUUCAAAAGUUACUACGCAGCUGCUUCUGAGAAUUUCAUGCGUCAAAACCCUGCAAGGACUAUUGGACUUUACGACGUCUGUGAGCUGAUGGGUACCGCGUUUCUCAAAGCAGCUUCUGGUAGUGUGACAACGAGCGACUUUCGUAAAUGUGGCAUUUGGCCAUAUAACAGACAUGUCUUCAGCAACGAUGACUUCGCUCCAUCUGAAGUAACUGAUCAACCAGAAGCCACUGUGAUGCCAAUUCCAAUGGUAGUUGAUGACUCCACUGUGCAGCAAGUACCUCUUCAGGUUUCUACCAAUGUUUCAGUUACUCACUCAGGAAACCAAUAUUGUACUGAUGAGGUUCAAACGGAUGGACCCGAUCCUGCUAGCGUUCAAGUUGGCCCAGUUUCUGAAAUUUCUCCGAACUCAUCGUUCAAUAUUACACCGUCGGAAAUUUUACCUUUGCCGAAGAUGUCAGUUCCCAGAGCAACGAAGCGAAAGCGCAAGUCGGAAAAAGCUGUGGAGAUUACCGGCGACGGCUACCGUCAAAACCUGGCUUCUGCUGAGGCAACAAAAACUAUCAAGUCCAUCAAAAAAGGACGAAAGCCGCCAAAGAAGCGAGCCAAGGGUAAAACAUCGGAUGAACAGUGCGAGGAUACUUUGUGUGAGCUGUGUGGAGAUUGUUUUUCUGAUUCGACCGAUGGUUAUGGCUGA